AUGAUUUUAUGUUCUGGCAUAACCCGUAGAUUACUCCAACCGUCGCUCUUGAAAAACGCAAAAUUCCAAACAUCACAAUCACACCUAAAAAUUUUAUACCCAAACUAUGAAAUUGGACAAAGACACUUUUAUACCUCAAGGUUUCUGUUAUUUUCAUCAAAGACAGAGUCUGAAGCAAAGAAUACUACUUCUGACGAAGGAGGUUCAGUUAAAAUGAAAUCCAAUAAUGAGUUUACACAUAUUAGUGAGACUUUUGGACCGGGUAAAUACAGAGGAACAGGACUCCCCAGGCCUGUAGGUCAACCAGAAGAUUUGCCAUCAAUUGAGUUCGGGAAACCAACAGGGAUGUAUAACUUCGUUAGACAUCAACACGGAGACCCUAGGGAUCACCUGAGAGAGGACGGAAGGUUCAAGGAUAAAUACGCAACAGACGGAUUUCACUGGUACGACGCAUACACAGACGUACCUAAGCAAAGAAGAACAAUUGUAAACGGAGAAACAAUGGUACUUGGAGUUGAGACUAGGCCUAUGGAAGAUCUUUUUGGACUUGAACAGACAAACGUACCCUUUUAUCAUAGAAGAAGAUUGAACCUUUGGGGCAGCCACAAGAACACUUUAAGAGCAGAAUUUGGUUUCUUCUGGAUCCCAACCUUUAUCAUAUUCUCCCUAGCAAUACCCUGCUUCACUAUGCUCUAUAUGUUGGACGAAUCAGUAUACACCACUAUGACAGUCAAGGUAAUUGGACAUCAAUGGUACUGGGUCUACGAAGUUGAAUCACCUCCCGUUUAA
Molecule: messenger RNA, 789 nt
Organism: Theileria annulata
Lineage: Eukaryota; Apicomplexa; Aconoidasida; Piroplasmida; Theileriidae
Product: cytochrome c oxidase subunit 2a, putative
Exons: 1
Coding region: 1-789 (262 amino acids)
Cellular component (GO): membrane
Molecular function (GO): copper ion binding; cytochrome-c oxidase activity
Source: RefSeq, a predicted model, not a curated record